AUGGGGAUUGUAUUUUGGACGCUCUUUCUUCUAGUUCUUCCAGUGCUUCAGUCUGCCAAGAUUCUGACUGUCUGUCUGAUUGGAGGAAGCCACUACAUGUUGUUAGAUGAAAUAUCUCAUAACUUACACCAGCAAGGCCAUGACGUCCACAUGCUCUUGCAGCUAGGCAUCCCAGUUAUUACAGGUUUUUCCUACGCAGCACGUGCAGACACUUAUAAAAGAAGCACAUGGUCCUUAGGAGAAAAGUACAUCAGUGAAUACAAUGACUGGUUUCUGGAGCAACAAACGCAGUUUUUACUGGGAAGGGAGAGCUUUAAUGGUUUUCUAAACUUCAUGGGGCACUUAGCGUUCCAGUGUGAUAAGCUAUUGGAGGACAAAGAGAUGAUAACUUUCCUACAAAAGGAACAAUAUGAUAUCACCAUCAUUGAUGCUUUUAACCCCUGUUCCUUCAUCCUGGCUCAUAGACUGAGGAUCCAGUACAUAGCUUUUUAUCCAGGCCCUUUGAAUGGUCCUCUGUCCAUCACUCUUCCCAGCCCAGUGUCCUACAUCCCAGUCUUCAGCUCCCAGCUGUCUGACCGCAUGAACCUCUGGGGUCGGACUAAAAAUUUAAUCUAUUCUCUGUUGUCACCAAUAGGACAGGAAAUGGUAUGGUCAGUAUUUAGUGAAGUAGCUGAGCGUCACCUUGAGUCAGGCUCACCCUCUGGCGGGCUGAGUGAGUUACACCAAGGAGCAGAACUCUGGGCUUUCAACACCGACUUUUCACUGGAGUUCCCGCAGCCUCUCAUGCCUUACACUGUGCUGGUGGGAGGCCUUCUGGAUAAAGUCGCCAAGCCUUUGGAGCAGGACCUUGAAUUAUGGAUCUCCAGUUUUGGAGAGAUGGGUUUUAUUGUUGUUACUCUUGGAUCAAUGGUCUCUUCAGUGUCUGUGGAUCCUCUGCUUGAGGAACUAGUGGCAGGCUUCUCUAAGAUCCCACAGGCGGUACUCUGGAGGUACGAUUCUCACAAAUGGCCCUCUCAUCUGAAUAGACCUCCCAAUCUCAGGCUGUUAGACUGGCUGCCUAUUAAUGAUCUGCUAGGGCACAAAACAGUGCGCCUCUUUAUCACCCAUGGGGGGCAAAACAGCCUGCUCCAGGCAGUGUACCAUGCGGUUCCUGUGCUGGGAAUUCCUCUGUUUGGGGAUCAGUUUGAUAAUUUGGUGAGAGCUGAGACAAAAGGACUUGGUCUCAGCAUCAACCCCAGACACAUCACCAGAGACCUUCUCAAAACCACCGUUCAUCACCUUAUACAAGACUUCAGGUUCAAGUCUUCAGCUUUGUCCCUCAGCAGGAUCCAUAAAUCCCAUCCUGUCCCUCCUGGCCUUCGGUUCACCGGGUGGGUGGAGCACAUUCUGAAGAGUGGAGGAGGAGCUCAUUUGAGGCCAGUUUCACUAACACAACCAUGGUACCAGCGAUGCCUGCUGGACCUGGUGCUUCUUCUCUGCCUGGGGCUUCUUGGACCUGCAGUUCUUUGGUGGACAUUGUGUCGGACCAAGAAUAACACAGACAAACACAAUAAAACACAAUAG
Molecule: messenger RNA, 1563 nt
Organism: Nematolebias whitei (Rio pearlfish)
Lineage: Eukaryota; Metazoa; Chordata; Actinopteri; Cyprinodontiformes; Rivulidae
Product: UDP-glucuronosyltransferase 3A1-like
Exons: 10
Coding region: 1-1563 (520 amino acids)
Molecular function (GO): UDP-glycosyltransferase activity
Source: RefSeq, a predicted model, not a curated record